UCAACUGUUGUAUCAGUUUGAAUCAGUUUGCAACGAUGGCACUCGAUCGUGUGCCACCAGAGGUUCUCCAGAUAAUAUUCGAUUAUUUGACUAAAAGUGAACAGCUAGAGAAAACUCAAAUCACCCGUCGGUGGAAUCAGCUUUCGUUCCGAAAAACCCACCUGGUCCUGGCGAACGCUGAACAGCUGAUCGAUGAAGAUAUUCUCGGAAGGACAACUCGUGGAUACAGCUGUUUCUCGAUUGAUUUUAAGUUCAUUAAGAAGUACGAAGAAGAAGAAGAAUUGCGGUCAAGAUUGGCGAUUUGUGCUAAUAAAUUCUCUCUACGAUCACUGAAUUUGUAUAAUAUACCAACGGACACGCUUAUUUCAUUCAUCCAUGAGCAUCGUGAUUGGUUGCGUAGUGUGACUGAACUAGCCAUAACAGCCUCUAAUCGGGUGGAUUUGAGCAACAUAGAAGUGAAACUAGAAUUACCGAAACUGCGUAAAUUUAGGUGGGUUUUCAUCGACAGAAGUGGUUCUUCUUUUUUGCCAUCGGUUACACUAAGAGCGCCACAAUUGAAGGAGAUAGAUUUGAACUGCUACGACUCGACCCAUCCAUCGGUAGUUUUGGAAAACGCUACCAGACUCGAAUCACUGAGAGUAAAGGGAUUUAAACUGAUUUCGAAUGUGAUCGCCGCAGAUUCAGUAAUGUUUUUGAGGAUUUAUGAAGUAGAUCAACCGUUUGAAUGGUGCUCUGAACAUAUAAAAUUCCAGAGACUGGGGGAAUUGAGUAUAUGCGCAUGUAAUGUGAACAUCCAGUCGCAAAAGUUGCUGUCAACUUUAGCAAAUUUGCAAACGCUCAUCAUAGAAUCAGAGAAGACCAACCCCAUUGACCUAGGCAUCAUAGCUCGCGCAUUGCCACAACUCAAAGAGCUCAGAUUAUCCUAUGCAGAAUGGACAUAUAAGUCGGACGUGCUUAGUUUUCCCUUUCUCCAAAUAUUCGACGUUCACAGCUCGUUGAGGACUCAGACCACUGACGAUGCCCCCCUAAGCGUAAAUGCCCCACACUUGAUGGUUCUCAAGGGCACACCGAAAAACAUCGAACAACUCGAAUUUACCAACUUCGCAACCAUUAAGACUCUUAUUGCGCUCGGGCAGUAUCUAAACUUCAGGCGGCCACGUUUGUUCGGUUCGGUGAGAAAUUUAUACAUGGAGAUAACAUGUCACGUUCCCGAUCAAUUACUGGUGACCGAAAGUAUUCACCAAUUCCCGAACCUAACGCACCUAACGGUAAUAUUGCAUAACAAACAAUCGCCUGUGAAUCUCAGUGGAAAUCUGAUUGCGAUAAGCUUCCCCAAUUUGCGCUAUCUGCAUCUGCGGUAUUUCGAUUUGGACAGUGAUUUUAUGUCUGGUGUACUGAGGUCUAAUACAUUGUCGACCCUUAUCUUGGAGGAAGGUAGCCUUGCUUCCGGAACGAUCGAUGUGAUGAGAUUGGAACAUUUCUACAUGCGGAACGUCAAGAUUCCAACGAGUCUCGAUGAUUUUGCCGAUUUUGGCACGCUAUUAAAACUGGUGCGCCCUCGCCCGAGAGGUAAUAAAUAUAGCACAAAAAUAUUGAACGAGACGUUCAUCAAGAGUCGAGAAGAGUUUCUGACGGAUUUACAGCUUUGUGUAUAAAGUUUGGAACAUUUUGAAUGAUGUUAUUACAACUAUUGUUGGGAAUUGUAUCCACUACUAGGAAUUGAUGGUUUAUAGCUUAUAUUGUUCUUUUUUAUUUUUUACCAUUGAAUAUAUUCAGACAAAAAUUUUCGAACCUAAUUCGAAUGAUCCUAAAA
Molecule: messenger RNA, 1813 nt
Organism: Toxorhynchites rutilus septentrionalis
Lineage: Eukaryota; Metazoa; Arthropoda; Insecta; Diptera; Culicidae
Exons: 2
Coding region: 36-1655 (539 amino acids)
Molecular function (GO): protein binding
Source: RefSeq, a predicted model, not a curated record